This is a messenger RNA of Helianthus annuus (common sunflower), 1127 nucleotides long. RefSeq names its product transcription factor RHD6. The record is from RefSeq and is a predicted model, not a curated record. Lineage: Eukaryota; Viridiplantae; Streptophyta; Magnoliopsida; Asterales; Asteraceae. Bases 15 to 947 code for a protein of 310 amino acids. Gene Ontology annotation, biological process: regulation of transcription by RNA polymerase II. The transcript has 5 exons. Gene Ontology annotation, cellular component: nucleus. Gene Ontology annotation, molecular function: protein dimerization activity; RNA polymerase II cis-regulatory region sequence-specific DNA binding; DNA-binding transcription factor activity, RNA polymerase II-specific.
CUCUCUUCUAAAAAAUGGCACUUACCAAAGAAAGAAACCCUAAUGAUCACUCUUCACACAUGCCUGGUUUAGUCCAUCAAUCCUACAAAUUUUAUGGAACACCCAACUCCGAAUUCGAGGAGAGCGAAAGUCCAGAAAAGAAAGGGACAUUUGCUGGAAGUUCUUCCAAUUCUUCUUCGCUUUCUAGCCCAGGCAGUGCUACAAAUUCGGGUGGGUUACUUUACCAAACCACUAUUAAUCACUUGCAACAAUUCCAGCAGGAAGAAGGCCAUUCGAUUAUAAGCUUCAAGCCGGGCUACUACGAUCAUAACUUCAUGCAAAGUGGAAGUGGUUCAUGUUUUCUUAACUUUGAAGAGAAUGAUGAACAACCUUAUUCAAGUAAAUUGAGCCCGGAUCAGCUGAUGAAUCUUGGGUCUGGUUCGUUGGAUAGCAUGCGUUUGCUGGAGAAUAUGAGUAACAUUCGGAGUGGUAGUAUCAAAGAAAAUCAUGAUGAGUUAGAAUCAUUUGCAUGGCCAAAUCCUUCAUCUUCUGAUAAUUAUCUUGCAACACAAGAAUCAUCUUUUCAUAAGCGAGCUCAUUCGGGAGAGAGUGAGCAAGCAUUCAAGAAACAAUGUACCACCAACACUUCAACAAAGAAGAAUAAGCAAAAGUCAGCUCAACCCAAAGACCCACAAAGUAUUGCUGCCAAGAAUCGACGAGAACGAAUCAGUGAGCGGCUAAAAGUUCUUCAGGAUCUUGUGCCAAACGGUUCCAAGGUUGAUUUGGUUACCAUGUUAGAGAAAGCAAUUAGUUAUGUAAAGUUCCUACAGCUGCAAGUGAAAGUGUUGGCAACAGAUGAGUUCUGGCCAGUGCAAGGUGGAAAACCACCUGAGCUUUCACAGGUGAAAGAUGCCAUUGAUGCUAUACUUUCAUCUUCCCAGAGAGACAGAAGUUCAAGUUCUAAAUAAUAGAUCUUCCGGAUGCCUAAGGCACCGAAAUCUAAAAAGAUGUCUUAAAAUUAUCAUCUUGUUUGGCUUAGAUCUAACACUACUCUGAGUUCAUUUGAUCAUUCUAUUUGGAAUUAAUAAUUCGAAGUGUUUAUUAAUAUAUUUUCUUUUAAAUUUUGACUUUUUAUUAGUUCUUGUACU